CACAAGACUGUUUAGCUUGGGAGGCAGGCGGCCAAUGUUUUAUCUUGAUAAACAACGUGUUUGACCCUUUUGUUUGAGGAAGAAUUAUUCUAGUUGUAAGUUUUGAAGCCAGCUUCAUCAACUCCAUUGCUGGAAAUAGCGGUAACCAACUGCUAAUCAAACUCAAUUCCCAUCUAACCAACCUCACUAGCAACCACCGGUUUUUAACGAAAUUGACAACCCAGAUGUCUAUUCAAGGAGUACGUUGCUAUCAGCGUGUACAAGGCUCGGGGAUAUUUCAUAUGCUUGUGAGGUGUUCGAUCAAAUGCCGCACAGAGGUGUGGCUAUUUGGAAUGUCAUGAUCAUGGGUUGUGCGGAGAAUGGGUGUGAUGACCUUGCCUUGAGUUUGUUUGUAAAAAUGCAUUUUUUGGGUGUCAGGCAUGAUAACUGUAGUUUGGCUAGUGUUUUGAGUUUGUGUUCUCCCGAGCUCUUGGACCUCGGAUUGCCAUUGCACUCCCUGAUUAUCAAGACUGGGCUGCUGGCUAGAGCUUCAGUUUUGAACUCUCUGCUUACCAUGUACUUCUCUUGCCAAAGAGUUGAUGAUGCUUUUGGAGUUUUCGAAGAGGGGGGAGCUUUUCAGUUUGACCAGGUAACUUAUAAUGCAAUGAUUGCUGGUCUAGUAGGCAUGGAAAGAGAUAGAGAUGCCAUCCUCAUGUUUAAGAAUAUGCGAAAUGCCGGUCUUUGGCAAACCAAGUGGACUUUUGUUAGUAUAAUGGGUUCGUGUUCUUGUUCAAUGGAAGCAAUUCAAGUUCAUGUGCAAGCUGUGACAAUGGGGUUUGAAGACUCUACUUCAGUGAGUAAUGCUACAAUAACUAUAGAGGCAUAUUUAGUCUAUUUGGAAAUGCCAGGUAAAGAUAUCAAGCCGGAUGAGUUCAUGAUUGGAAGCUUAUUAGUCGGCUCAGAGGGUCUUGAAGUUGUGGAGAUUAUUCAUGCUAUUGUUAUAAAAGAUGGGCUUGUUCUGAAGGGGGAGGUUUCCAAGGCAUUGCUUCCUGCAUAUUCUAGGCCUGGUUGCAUUGAUCAAGCUUUCCAAAUAUUCAGUUAUUUGAAUCCCAGAAAUUUGAUUUCCUGGAAUACUGUAAUUUCUGGGUAUCAAUCGAAUGGAUUGCCUACAGAGGGUUUGAGGCUAUUUUCUCAGCUUGUAGCGUCUGGGAUCAUUCCUAAUACUUCUACUCUCUGCAUUGCUCUGAAUAUCUGUGCUGGUACCUCAGCUCUACGGCCUGGGAAGCAGGUGCACAACUACAUUUGCUUGACGGGAUUCUUUCGUGAGACAUCCUUGAAUAAUUCUCUUAUUACGCCAAGUGUGGCAAUCUGGAUUGGUCGCCAAAGAUUUUUCAGAAAAUGAGGGGGAAAGCCACAAUAACAUGGAACUCGAUGAUAUCUGCCUAUAAGCAACGCGGUGAAGGUUGGAAGGCUGUGCGUUGUUUAGAGAUGAUGCAACACUGUGAAGUUAGACCAGAUGCAGCAACCUUUACGGCAGCUCUUUCAGCUUAUAGCCAUUCGGGUUUAGUCUCUGAUGGUUGUCGAAUCUUCAACUGUAUGGUUGGUACAUACGGAAUUGAGCCAGAUGUGAACCAUUUUUCUUGCAUCAUUGAUCUUCUAGGUCGAGCUGGUUUUCUUGACGAGACUGAAACACUGAUAAGCGGCAAACACAUCGAGAUAGAUUCAAGUGCGUAGUGGACGUUAUUUAGUUCUUGUGCAGCUCAUGAUAACUUAAGGCUAGGAAGAAUAGUUGCCGGCAUUCUGCUCGAAAAUGAACAGCAUGACCCUUCGGUGUAUAUGCUUCUGUCGAAUAUAUAUAUAUGCAGAUGCAGGGGAGUGGAAAGAGUCCGCAAAUUUAGGAGAAUUGAUGAAGAUGCAGGGUGCUGAAACAACCUGGAAGUAGUUGGAUCAGGUCAUAGAUUCAAAUGUUUUCACGUCAAUAUUAUAUAUUUUUUUCAUUGAAUAUUUAGAGUAUUUCACUAUAAUUAGCUAUGAAAGUUUAAAAAAAUACAGUGAAACCUUAGUUUAAAAUAAGAAUCCCCAAGUCCCACCACCUACUUGCGCUCUGAUAUUAUACAUUGGUCAUAGGAGAUAUAUAUGCUUCUGAGCUAUGUAGGUUUGUCGUGUCAACGAUGGUGGACGAAUUCAAUUUGCUUCAAAAUUUAAACAAGACUGAGUUGUACAUCUCGUAUUAUUGAAGCAAGAACAGUUUGUAAAGGAGCCGCAGCCGCCCAUGUUGUAUUAUUAUUUUUUAUCUUGAUUUUUUUUUAAAGCCAAAAUUAUCACACAUGGAUUUUAGUUCAAGUUGCAGUUAGAAUAUGUUUCAUAGUGUGGGGAGUAUCAUGACACAAAAUAGGCCAGAAAACUACAUAUUAGUUGCGUGUAUAACUGUUUAUAUAUGUGAUUAGAUUCAGUAGAGUUUCUGAUCAGUCAGUGAAUAGUUAUCAUUCUUAAUGCAACACAACAAACAUGUUGAUCCAUACUUCAGUUUUGAAACUUGUCUUGCUAGCUUUUUGCUCCUAUCUUUUCCUUGUUUGGAUUGCAAUUGAUGCUACUAAUCCAAUGAUCAAUCCUAGAAAAAGUUGCAUUGAUUUCGAUCCCUUGCACAAUUCAGACCACCCAUCUGAAGAAGGGAACAUCAUCUCGAAUUCGAACUUCAGUGACGGCCUCAACCAUUGGUCAGGAAGAGGCUGCAAGAUUGUUUUGCAUGAAACGAUGGCUGAUGGCGGAAUUGUUCCACAUUCUGGUAACUUUUUCGCAUCCACUACGCAACGCACUCACUCUUGGAACGGGAUACAGCAGGAUAUAACUGGGAAAUUACACCGGAAGCUUGUUUAUGAGGUUGAUGCUGCUGUCCGAGUAUUUAGUAACAACGUCAAUACUACUACUGCAGAAAUUCAAGCCACCUUGUACUGGAUCAAUCAGUCUGACGAUCAGCAUGAAAAUUAUAUGGAGAUUGCACGAGUGCAGGCAACCAACAAAGAUUGGGUGCAGAUGAAAGGGAAAUUUGCAAUAAAUGGUUUCGCUUCGCGAGUCAUCAUAUUUUUACAAGGUCCUCCUCCAGGCAACGAUAUCCUACUCAGUAGCUUUGUUUUGAAACAUGCAGCUAAAGAAACUCCUUCUCCUCGUCCAAUCAUUAAGGAUCCAGGAUAUGGUGUCAAUAUAAUUACGAAUAGCCACCUUAAUAAAGGAUCAUUAUAUGGGUGGUUUCCAUUUGGUAACUGCAGCCUUAGUGUUGGAACAGGCUCACCCCUUGUUCUUCCUCCCAUAGCCAACGCGUCCCUUGGAGCUCAUCAUCGUCAGCCAUUAAGCGGUCGAUACAUAAUUGCGAAAAACCGUAAAGAAAAGACUACGGGACCAGCUCAGAUGAUCACAGACAAGGUUAAACUCUAUCUUACAUAUCAGGUAUCUGCAUGGGUUAGAAUUGGUCAUGCAGGUUCAGGGAAUUCUAGUACUCCUCAGACUGUGAACCUUGUUCUUAGUGCGGAUGAUCAGUUGGUCAAUGGAGGACAAGUCGAGCUAGUUGAUGAUGGGUGGCACGAAAUUGCUGGUUCUUUUCGAAUUGAAAAUGAACAACCAGCUGCUAAAGUAAUGGCUUGGAUUUUGGGUCCUGAUCCUGGGGUUGACUUGAUGGUUACUGGAGUCCAAAUAUUCCCUGUUGACAGGCAGGCAAGGUUCAAAUUCUUAAGGAAACGAACAGAUAAGAUACGGAAACGUGAUGUAGUGUUAAGAUUAUCAGCACCAGACUCAGGGAGCAGUUUACUUGGCACCUUAAUCAGAGUCAAGCAGACUCAAAAUAGCUUCCCGUUCGGAUCUUGUUUGUUGAGAACAAUCAUUGACAAUGAGGUCCUGACAAAUUUCUUCCUUAAAAAUUUUAAUUGGGCCGUCUUUGGGAACGAAUUGAAGUGGUUCUGGACGGAGCCUGAGCAAGGAAAGUUCCACUACAAAGAUGCCGAUGAGCUUUUGAAUUUCUGCGCCAGCCACAACAUUCAAGUUCGGGGGCAUUGCAUCUUCUGGGAGGUUGAGAGUAAUGUUCAAGAUUGGGUGCGCAAUUUGAAUAAAAGUGAGUUGAUGGUUGCAGUUCAAAACCGUUUAACGGGGCUCCUUGCACGCUACCAGGGGAAAUUUGCGCACUAUGAUGUGGACAAUGAGAUGUUGCAUGGUUCGUUCUAUCAAGAUCGGCUAGGUCAAGAUGCGCGCGCCUACAUGUUCAGGACCGCACACCAGCUAGAUCCAUCCGCUACUUUGUUUGUGAAUGAUUACCAUAUCGAGGAUGGAUCGGAGUCCAAGGCAUCCCCAGAGAAGUACAUUAACCAAAUAGUUGAUCUCCGGGAACAGGGCGCCCCUGUUGGAGGAAUAGGAAUCCAGGGACAUAUAAGUAAUCCGGUAGGGACUAUAGUGCAUUCUGCGCUAAAUAAAAUGGCUACUGUUGGCCUGCCAAUAUGGUUCACUGAACUUGAUGUGGUUUCUAACAAUGAGUAUAUUAGAGCUGAUGAUUUGGAAGUUAUGCUUCGGGAAGUUUUUGCUCAUCCAGCUGUGGAAGGUAUUAUACUGUUUGGUUUUUGGGAAUUGAACAUGUUUAGAGAAAAUUCACACUUAGUGAACGCAGAAGGUGAUAUCAAUGAAGCCGGUCGAAGAUACCUCGCCCUCAAGAAUGAGUGGCUUACUCGGGCUCAUGGUCACAUUGAUGGACAUGGGCAAUUCUCCUUUAGAGGAUUUCAUGGUUCUUACGAACUGGAAAUUACAAGGCUCAUCGUCUUCCCUCACGCUGCGAAUACUCUGCUUUCGCUCUACUCAAAAUCACAAGACUUGAGAUCAGUGAAGCUGGUUUUUAACGAAAUUGACAACCCAGACGUCUAUUCGCAUGAUAACUGUAGUUUGACUAGUGUUUUGAGUUUGUGUUCUCCCGAGCUCUUGGACUUCGGAUUGCAAUUGCACUCCCUGAUUAUCAAGACUGGGCUGCUGGCUAGAGCUUCAGUUUUGAACUCUCUGCUUACCAUGUACUUCACUUGCCAAAGAGUUGAUGAUGCUUUUGGAGUUUUCGAAGAGGGGGGAGCUUUUCAGUUUGACCAGGUGGAGGUUUCCAACGCAUUGCUUUCUGCAUAUUCCAGGCAUGGUUGCAUUGAUCAAGCCUUCCAAAUAUUCAGUUAUAUGAAUUCCAGAAAUUUGAUUUCCUGGAAUACUGUAAUUUCUGGGUAUCAAUGGAAUGCAUUGCCUACAGAGGGUUUGAGGCUAUUUUCUCAGCUUGUAGCGUCUGGGAUCAUUCCUAAUACUUCUACUCUCUGCAUUGCUCUGAAUAUCUGUGCUGGUACCUCAGCUCUACGGCCUGGGAAACAGGUGCACAACUACAUUUGCAAGACGGGAUUCUUUCAUGAGACAUCCUUGAAUAAUUCUCUUAUUACCGUAUGCCAAGUGUGGCAAUCUGGAUUGGCGUCAAAGAUUUUUCAAAAAAUGAUGGGGAAAGACACAAUAACGUGGAACCCGAUGAUAUCUGCCUAUAAGCAACACGGUAGGGAGGCUGUGCGUUGUUUUGAGAUGAUGCAACAUUGUGAAGUUAGACCAGAUGUAGCAACCUUUAUGGCAGUUCUUUCAGCUUGUAGCCAUUCGGGUUUAGUCUCUGAUGGUUGCCGGAUCUUCAACUCUAUGGUUGCUACAUACGGAAUUGAGCCAGAUGUGGACCAUUUUUCUUGCAUCAUUGAUCUUCUAGGUCGAGCUGGUUUUCUUGACGAGACUGAAACACUGAUAAGCGGCAAGCACAUCGAGAUAGAUUCAAAUAUGUGGUGGGCAUUAUUUAGUUCUUGUGCAGCUCAUGGUAACUUAAGGCUAGGAAGAAUAGUUGUCGGCAUUCUGCUUGAAACUGAACAGCAUGACCUUUCGGUUUAUGUGCUUCUGUCGAAUGUAUAUGCAGGGGAUGGAAAGAGUCCGCAAAUGUACAAGAAUUGGUGA
This is a messenger RNA of Oldenlandia corymbosa var. corymbosa, 5964 nucleotides long. The record is from the annotation of a GenBank genome assembly. NCBI's taxonomy places the organism in Eukaryota, Viridiplantae, Streptophyta, Magnoliopsida, Gentianales, Rubiaceae.